AUGGAACUUCAGAUGCAUAUCUUCAUUUCCUUUGUUCUCCUUUCUUGUUUUCUAUCAUCUUCCCUUGCCUACAAAUUCUAUGUAGGCAGAAGAGAUGGGUGGGUCUUGUACCCCUGUAAGAGCUACAGUCAUUGGGCUGAGAGAAACAGGUUCCAAGUCAAUGAUACUCUCGGGACGAACUCUAUGCUGGUUGUGAACAAAGAUGAUUACUACAACUGCAACACAAAGAACCCCAUCAAGAAAUUGGAGGAAGUUGAUUAUGAGUUCCAGUUUGAAAGGUCUGAGCCAUUCUUUUUCGUCACUGGGAAGGACCAAAGUUGUGAGAAAGGACAUAAAUUGAUCGUUAUUGUUUUGGUUGUAAGACACUGGUGA
Juglans regia (Persian walnut) is the source of this 372-nucleotide messenger RNA. Its product is annotated as early nodulin-like protein 1. The transcript is spliced from 2 exons. Lineage: Eukaryota; Viridiplantae; Streptophyta; Magnoliopsida; Fagales; Juglandaceae. The coding region runs from base 1 to 372 and encodes 123 amino acids. The record is from RefSeq and is a predicted model, not a curated record. Gene Ontology annotation, molecular function: electron transfer activity. Gene Ontology annotation, cellular component: plasma membrane.